This is a messenger RNA of Oncorhynchus tshawytscha (Chinook salmon), 2569 nucleotides long. RefSeq names its product glucose-6-phosphate 1-dehydrogenase-like. Gene Ontology annotation, molecular function: NADP binding; glucose-6-phosphate dehydrogenase activity. NCBI's taxonomy places the organism in Eukaryota, Metazoa, Chordata, Actinopteri, Salmoniformes, Salmonidae. Gene Ontology annotation, biological process: pentose-phosphate shunt, oxidative branch; glucose metabolic process. Gene Ontology annotation, cellular component: cytosol. The coding region runs from base 74 to 1756 and encodes 560 amino acids. The transcript has 12 exons. The record is from RefSeq and is a predicted model, not a curated record.
CACACACACACACUCCACUGUUAUGUUACUGACUGAGCCAGGAGAGAGCUGGACCUGGACCCUUUGUGAGUGAAUGAGACAACACGACACGGAGAGUAAGAUCACACACAAAGACUUGAGUCCAACAUCUUCCUGUUGGUAUUGUUGUAUGUCUCUUGCUGUCUUUCAGCAGCAGAGAGAACCAAGCUUGACAUACAGUAUAGAGAUGGAGAAGAGUGGUGUUCCUGAGUGUCUCACCCACUCUGAGGUAUUGGGUCAGCUGAGAAGAGAGCUGUCCCAUUCAUCUGACUUCCACAUCUUCAUCAUACUGGGAGCCUCAGGAGAUCUUGCCAAUAAGAAGAUUUAUCCUACAUUAUGGUGGCUGUUCAGAGAUGAGCUUCUCCCAGAAGAGACCCACUUUGUGGGCUUUGCUCGCUCCAAGCUGACUAUGGAUGACAUCAGGACAGCAUGUCUGCCACAUAUGAAGAUUGGUGAUGGUGAGAGUGAGCGCCUCGCUGCGUUCUUCAGUAGGAACUCUUACCUGAGCGGCAGGUAUGAUGAGGAGGACUCCUUCUCUGAGCUGAAUGCCCACCUGAGCUCCCUGACCACCAGCAGGGGGGCUGACCAUGCUAACUGUGUCUUCUACCUGGCACUGCCCCCCAGCAUCUACCAUCAUGUUAGCAAGAACAUCAGAGCCCACUGCAUGUGCCGCAAAGGUUGGAGCAGGGUGAUAGUGGAGAAGCCAUUUGGUCGUGACUUGCAGAGUUCUCAGGAGCUGUCGUCCCACUUCUCCUCCCUGUUCAGAGAAGACCAGAUCUACCGCAUAGACCACUACCUGGGCAAGGAGAUGGUGCAGAACCUCAUGGUCCUCAGGUUUGGGAACCGUAUCUUUGGUCCUAUCUGGAACAGGAACAGCGUGGCCUGUGUGGUUCUAACCUUUAAAGAACCAUUCGGUACACAGGGACGCGGAGGAUACUUUGAUGACUUUGGCAUCAUCCGUGAUGUCAUGCAGAACCACCUCCUCCAGAUGCUCUCUCUGGUUGCCAUGGAGAAGCCUGCCUCCACCAGCCCUGAUGACGUGAGAGAUGAGAAGGUGAAGGUGUUGAAAUGCAUCGCCCCAGUGCCUCGGUCUGAUGUGGUGCUGGGUCAGUACAUAGGAGACCCUGAGGGGGAGGGCCAUGCCAGACUAGGUUACCUAGAUGACCCCACCGUGCCCAACGGCUCCCAGACGCCUACCUUCGCCACCUCUGUGCUCUACAUACAGAAUGAGAGAUGGGAUGGUGUUCCGUUCGUCCUGCGUUGCGGUAAGGCACUCAACGAGCGUAAGGCGGAAGUGCGUCUCCAGUUCACAGAUGUUCCAGGGGACAUCUUUAAUGAGCAGUGCCAGAGGAAUGAGCUGGUGGUGAGGGUACAGCCUGAUGAGGCCAUCUACCUCAAGAUGAUGACCAAGAAGCCUGGAGCCUACUUCAGCCCUGAGGAGACUGAACUGGACCUUACCUACAGGAGCAGAUACAAGGGCGUGAAGCUCCCUGAUGCAUAUGAGCGUCUGAUUCUGGAUGUGUUCUGUGGGAAUCCGAUGCACUUUGUCCGCAGUGAUGAGCUGCGAGAAGCCUGGAGGAUCUUCACUCCCCUCCUCCAUCACAUAGAGGGAGAGAAAACACCUCCUAUCCCUUACACCUAUGGAAGUCGUGGACCAAAUGAAGCAGAUGAACUCCUGAGGAGGGUGGGAUUCCGCUACGAGGGAACAUACAAGUGGGUCAACCCCCACACUGCAUGACACAAGAAACACACACCAAUUACACUGUGUGAAAGUUCCCUUGUAUUUGCUACUCUCGACUCUUUCGAGAUGCUUAUUUAAGUCGUACUGCAUGAAAGAAAACGUGAUACUCGGCAUUUCUCACAAUCCUGAUAUUCCCUCGUCUCCUAUUUGAGUUGGCAUGGUAUCCUACUGUAUGUGCCGUAGCCAACUUGUCAUUUGGGCACGUGUUCGGCAUGUCAACGACCACAGUGGAGUUGGUUAAAACACAAACCGUUCUGAACCACCAGGCGACAAAUCAGUAUUAUGAACAACACUUCUGAACUUGAUUAAUGCACUGUUUGAUUACAGCAUCACUAUCCAGAUUGAUUGUGACAAAAUAAAUCAUGAUAAUUUAUUGACUUCACUGUUUGAUUGAUUGAUUGACAAUGUAAAUUCCUGUGAGACUGUCGUCUAUAAGGCAUUGAGCACCCUGAAGGGAGGAGGUAAGGUAAGAAGCUCUUUACUAUCUUCUUAAAUCUAAGCUCGUGAAAAUCACUGACUUACAAAAGAAAUGAUCCUACUGGGAUAAUCAACUAAAAACCUCCAAAAUAUUAUAAACUUUCUCAACCUGACUAAUUAUAUUUCCAUCUACAUCAGCACAUUCCUGUGUAUCACUCAGUCCUAGCCUGGUCUGGUCUGAUCUGGGCCUAAUUUAAGUUGCUCCGCUAGACUGGCUGUUGACUGAUGUUUCCUGUUUCUCUCCCUCCAGGUAUAUGUCCCAGUUCUGAGCAUGCUGUCACUCCAUAGCCCACAGACUGUUACUGCUGGGAGGAAGCAGAAUGAAUGAAAGAU